Molecule: messenger RNA, 3841 nt
Organism: Chroicocephalus ridibundus (black-headed gull)
Lineage: Eukaryota; Metazoa; Chordata; Aves; Charadriiformes; Laridae
Product: WAP four-disulfide core domain protein 2-like
Exons: 5
Coding region: 3259-3633 (124 amino acids)
Cellular component (GO): extracellular region
Molecular function (GO): serine-type endopeptidase inhibitor activity
Source: RefSeq, a predicted model, not a curated record
AUCCGGCACCCACAGGGAGCACCAUGAAGACCGCUGGCAUUUUGCUCAUGGGCAUCCUCGCCCUGUGUGCCCAGCUGCAGCCAGCCAUUGCGGCUGCCAGGGGUACGGGCAGGGAGACGUGACUCCAGCACCUUCCCUGCUGCCAUGAAGGAGCCGCGGUCACCCACAGGGCUUGGGUGCAUCCAGCGUGACGGAGCUCAGCAGCGGCAGGCACUGCCACCCAGGGAUGCUGCAGGGAAGAGGCCUGGGGAUUGGGAUUGGGGCUGCCGAUCCCAGCCAGGAUCCUCACCCGGGAUGUGCUUUGGCACAGGGAUGGCUGCCCCCGGCUGCACCGGCAGACCCCUGUGCUCCCCACGGCCAUCCUCGGCCUCUGUCAAGGAAGGACCUGGCAGAGCCAGUGUGGGGACGGCAGCAUCCCAAAUGCCACGCAUUGUAGACGGGAGCCAAAGCAUUUCUGUCUCCCGGAAAGCAAUGCCGACUGCACGGGCUGGAGCCUGGCUCAGCCACUGGCCAGAGCAGCUGGAGAGGGACAGAACGUGCUGGCAGCAGGGCCAGUGGAUCGGCCACUUGGCAGCCAGCCGGGCAUGCCAGGGCCAAGGCACAACCUUGGGCAAACCCACCAACGCCCACGCUGCUCCCCGCAGCUCUCGCCUUCCUCCAUAGUUUCCCCUUUGUCUCCUGCCAUGAGCCCGUUUCUGGGCUCCUGUCUGGUCCCAUCCAGCUGCUCCGGUGCAGCCCAGCUGCUGGCAUUCACUCUCGCAGCCUCCCAGCUCUGGCUGCUCACUGUCGGCACCAAGGUCAUCCCACACGCUGGGGCAGAGCAAUUACAGGGUCGGGGCAGAGCAAUUACAGGGUCAGACCAGGGCAAUAACUCUCAAGGGCAAAUGCUGGCACAGGAGGAACAGCUCAGUCAUGGUGGGACAUUGGGGCAGCCCCUGCCGUGGCAGUGGGGACAGCACCACUGGGCGGGCAGCAUUGGACUGGCAGCAGCACUGCCGUUCCAGGGGUGCCACUGCUGGGUCUAGGUGGGCUCUGUCCUUGUGCAGACAGGCAGGGACAGCAUAGAUCCCUCACCUCCGUCCUGGAGGGAAGUGCUCACACCGCCCAGCCCACACCCACACCUGCAGCAGCCACAUUACCACCCCCAUCCCACCCCGGCCAUUGAAACAGCGUGCCCCAGCGCUGGCAUGGUGGCCUCUGGGCUGCAACAGGACCGCCUUUAUCCAGAGAGUCCCAGUGUUGGCCCUGGGCUGGAAACACCAGCCCAGCUCGGCUGCCCGAAGCACUGUCCCCAGCAGGGCCUGGCCACAUGGGCAGAGUAGGAUCAUCCUGGUCAGCCCAAGCAUGGCCAGGUCCUGGCAGCUUCCCCGGCAGCUCCCUGGCACCCAGCUACCGAGCACCCCAGUCUGGAGGGAGCAUGGACGAGGACUGCCCUGCCGCUCUUCCUGCCACUGCCCUGCUGCUCUCCCCGCUGCCCCAGGCCUGUCCCCUGUCCCCACGCGUCGGACCUCACUGCCAACAGCGGUGAAGCGCGGAGCAGUGGCUGGGCAGGCGGCUGGGCCAUCCGCACUGGCUCCUGUUACUGCAUAAACACCCGCGGCGGGGAGGGAGCUGCAGGCAAAGGCAAACAGUUACUGAUUUACUGCCACCCUGCUCUGUGCUGCAUUGUUGACUGUGGGGUUAAAUUACUUGGAGACGGAUCCCGGCAGAGCAGACACUGGCUCGUGACUCAGGGCAGGGACUGUGUCCCCGGCCCCUGGCACCCCCGGCUCAUGCGGGGCUGCGGGAUGCUCCAGCCUGGAGCUGGGGCUGCCCCUGGAGCCUCUGCCAGUGACAAGGGCACAUCCUCACUGGAGACAGGGCAGGUCUCGCCCUCCUCCCCAAGCAGGAGAGGCUCAGCCUGUGACUGUGCCCUGGGUGGGACCCGGGGAGCUGGGAUGCUCUGGGAUUGCCUCCCAGCAGAGGGGUCCAACCUGUGACCCGGCUGGGCAGCACCAGCACCGUGCAGAGGGACCCUUAUCGCAAUGGCAGCCAAAAAACCCAAGGCACUGAGCCCAAACUGGGAGCCACGAGCAAAGGGGCUGGGGUCCUCAGGUUCCGCCGCCAGCGUGCUGGGCUGCUCCCCUUCUGUCGGCAGCCCCACGGAAUUACAGCCACCGUCGGCAGCGCCUGCGGAGGAGAUGGGAACUGGCAGAGCGGCAAAUGCUGAUGAGAGCAGGGCAGCUGCGCUGGGUGAUCUGUGCUGCUCAGCCGGCUGGGCCUAUCCAAACAAACCCCAGCUCGACGCUGCCAGGCACCACGGAGCAUCCCGGCCCGCCGGAGGGCGGCGCAUGUGCCGCAGGAGGGGUAUCCCGACAGCCGCCAGGCUGAGGGGGUCUGGGGUCGUAUGGCCCCCAGCACCGCCAUGCCGCAGAGCACCGGGCACGCAGCCAGACCAUGCCGGCAGCUCGCUCCCUGCCAGCCACUCGCCCAACCGGCACUGCCGGCUGGUCCGGGACGCAUCCCUGGGGCUGUUGGAGGCUGUGAGGAUGGCAGGGGCCACAGGACGAGGCCACGGCCGGGCAGAAGGAGCUCCCGAGGUUGCAGGGGAGGCGCAGGGGAGCCCCGGGGCGGGCGCCUGCCCAGAGGCACAGGCAGCCUGGAGGGCCCUUCAGUCGAGGAGCGAGAGCUGGAGGGGAACAAGAGGCUGGAGCAGGAGCUGGGCGAGCGGCAGCCACUGCCGAGCCGCAGCCCCAGGCUGCGCUGCCAGCAUAUCCCAGCCUCUGGGCAUCAGCGGCCCAGGCUGGGGGCUCCCCUUGAGCUUCUGACCGUGGCCACGGCGGUGGCAGGGAUGGAUCGUGUCCUAUCCCUGGUGCCUGCCACGCUCCCUGCUAGCCGUACCAGCCACAUCCCCACGGCCUGCGGUGGCUGAGCCCCGCGCGGGGCCAUGGCAGCUCCGGCCACCUGAGGGUCUGGGACUGGCUGGGGUCCGGCGUGCGGCCCACGGGGGCCGCGGCCAGUGGUGGCUGGCUGCUGUUCCUGCCAGGCAAGUUUUCGGCGUGGCCGCCCGGUCUCCUCGAGGCUCCCCCUUCCUGGUCGGCAGCCAGGAGCGGCAGAUACCUGAUACUCGGGUUGUGCAAGCACGAAGGGGGAGCCUGGCCCUGCCCGGCCCUUGGGAGCCACCCGGAAGGCCGAGCCCUCCCGCCCGCCGGCCCCACCUGGAGAAGAGCUUAAAGGCCGGCCAGGCGGCCCCGUAGGCGCAGCACCGGCACCCGCACCAUGCCCAAGGCCCGCAGCGUGCUCGUCCUGGCAGGGCUCCUGGCUCUCUGGGCAGAGCUGCCUCCAGCAUCCGCCCAGAAUGUCACCACGAAAGCCGGCGUGUGCCCGGACCCAGCGAUGGAAGCAGUGAACUGCACGGUGGGGUGCCAGUCUGAUGGCGACUGCGAGAGCACCCUCAAGUGCUGCCCGGCAGCCUGCGGAAAGGCCUGUCAGAAUCCCGACGAGAAGCCCGGCACCUGCCCACCCGUCAGUCCGGGGAUCCCCAUGCUGGGCGUCUGCACAAACCAGUGCAAGACGGACUCCAACUGCUCCGGGAACCAGAAGUGCUGCAGGAAUGGCUGCGGCAAGGUCUCCUGCGUGACGCCCCUCCACUGAGGUACAGCCGCCUCCUGCCAGCCCAUCCACAGGGAAGCUGCUGCCUGAUGCGAGUCCCGCACACCCAGGCCCCGGCCCCGCACCGUCCCCCCUGGCCUGACCAUGCUCCUGGUUCGGAGCCUUCAGCCUCAGCUUCCUCUCCGGGGUCCCCUGCUCGGGGUGCGCCACAGCCCCCCACACUCUCACCAAUAAAGCAGCCUCUCCCUGA